Messenger RNA from Solanum lycopersicum (tomato), 2723 nucleotides. RefSeq names its product LEAF RUST 10 DISEASE-RESISTANCE proteinUS RECEPTOR-LIKE PROTEIN KINASE-like 1.5. The record is from RefSeq and is a predicted model, not a curated record. Lineage: Eukaryota; Viridiplantae; Streptophyta; Magnoliopsida; Solanales; Solanaceae. Gene Ontology annotation, molecular function: protein kinase activity; ATP binding. Gene Ontology annotation, biological process: protein phosphorylation.
UGUUCACGUGACCUUCCUCUUUUCUUUCUACCUCGAGACCCCCCACACUCCCAAACUCUCACUUCUCUACUGCCCAACAUCCUAGGCAGUUGUGGUAAUAGUUAAGAGAAUCUCAACCCCAAAUCAAGAUUCAAACAUUUCUCUUUUUUCUACUUAAAGAUUCAAUCUUUUUCUUUCUUUGUUGGAUUCUGCUUUUGAAUGGCUUCAGUAACUAGUAGGAGUUCAUCAUAAUCAUGUCAUUUUUAGCAUUUUUGGUUUAACCCCAAAUCAAGAUUUCACCUUUUUUUUUUCCUCAAAGAUUCAAUCUUUCUUCUUCUUUGUUGGAUUGUGUUUUUUGAAUGGUUUCAGUAACUUGUAGGAGUUCAGCAUAAUCAUGUCAUUUUUAGCAUUUUUGGUUUAACCACAAAUCAAGAUUUCCCUUUUACUCCCCAAAGAUUCAAUCUUUCUUCUGUUAUGUUGGAUUUUGCUGUUGAAUGACUUCAGUAACUAGUUGGAGUUCAGCAUAAUCAUGUCAUUUUUACUAUUUUUGUCAAUCUUUCUGUUCUUGGUUUUCAUUCUUGAAGCAGCAGCAGCAGUUCAUAGCUGUUUAAAAUCUGAAAUCUCAUGUCCACCUUUUGCUUCUUUUCCCCCUUUUCCCUUUUCUUCAUCUCCUGGUUGUGGUCAUCCUUCUUUUCAAAUCCAAUGUUCACCUUCACAUGCUGUUAUUUCAAUCAAUAACUUGUCUUUCUCUUUGCUUCAUUAUGAAUCUACUUCUUCAACUCUUCUUCUUUCUCCAGCUUCACUUUCACAAAAUGAAAUCAGCUCAGUAUCUACUGAUUCCAAGAACUGUUCUUUGCACCAUAGAUCCAUUUCUCUUUCUGGUUCACCAUUCAAGGUCUCUGAUUCAUCUUGCUCUAGGCUUUCUGCUCUUAGGCCAUGUCCACCUACAAAUCUCCCUAAUUGUAGUCACUGUCCAUGGCAAUGUAAACUUAUCAAGAACCCACUUCAGCUUCUGCAUGAAUGUGGAUUGAGACACCAUUUUGAGUCUGAUGAAAGAUGUCAAAGUGACAUUCUUGGGUUUCUUGAUGGUUUCUUGAAAAUGGGGAUUGAGGUUGAGUGGGAUGAAGAACAAGAUUCAUAUUUUACAAGCUGUAGGACUUGCAGAGCUAGCAGUGGUGUUUGUGGAUUCAAUUCUUCACACCCAAAGAAACCAUUUUUAUGUUUUCCAUCAUCACAAGUUAGGUACUCACCUCCUUUGAUUCGACAAAAAAGCGCUAAUCGUAUAGUUAUGUUGUCAAUGGUCUUUCUAUUAGUGUGUUUUCUGGUUGUUUUCUCUAUUGGAUCUUUAAUUUUUCGUUCAAGAGAUAAAGGGGCUGGUUCAGAAGAAGAUCCCACUAUCAUUUACCUUCGUAGGCAUCGAUCAGCUAGUUUACUUCCACCAGUUUUCCCUUAUGAGGAACUUGAAAGCUCUACAAAUCACUUUGAUCACAAGAGGAAACUUGGGGAUGGAGGAUUUGGUUCUGUGUAUUUAGGGAAUCUUGAUGAUGGUAGGCUUGUUGCAGUAAAGCAUUUGCAUAAGCAUUCCCCCACUGGUACCAAAGCUUUUUCAACCAAGUCAUUUUGUAAUGAAAUCUUGAUUUUGUCAUCAAUCAAUCACCCAAAUCUAGUCAAACUUCAUGGCUAUUGUAGUGAUCCAAGAGGGCUUCUUUUGGUUUAUGACUAUGUUCCAAAUGGUACUCUUGCUGACCAUCUACACGGUAACAAGAACUUGUACAAAAAAGGUUCUUUAACUUGGAGUUUAAGAGUUGAUAUAGCACUACAAAUAGCAAUGGCAAUUGAGUACUUGCAUUUCUCUGUUGUUCCACCUAUAGUUCAUAGAGAUAUUACAUCAACCAACAUUUUUGUAGAAAAAGAUAUGAGGGUAAAAGUUGGUGACUUUGGGCUAUCAAGACUCUUAGUAUGCACAGAUACAUCAGUAGCAUCUGGUGAUUCUACUGGUGAAGUUUGGACAGGUCCACAAGGAACUCCUGGUUAUUUAGAUCCUGAUUAUCACAAGUCGUUUCGAUUGAACGAAAAAAGUGAUAUAUAUAGCUUUGGUGUUGUGUUGUUGGAACUAAUAACAGGUAUGAAAGCCGUAGACCAGAAGAGGGAGAAGAGGGAAAUGGCAUUAGCUGAUAUGGUAGUUUCAAGAAUUCAAAUGGGGCUGUUGCAACAAGUUGUGGACCCUUUUUUGGUGGUGGAUGGUGAAGCAAUGGAAGGUGUCGGUGCAGUCGCGGAGCUAGCAUUCCGAUGUGUAGCGGCCGAUAAGGAUGAUCGCCCUGAUUCAAGAGAUGUGGUAGCAGAAUUGAGAAGGAUAAGGGGCAGGACUAGAGGAGUUGGAAGUGGUGGUAUUUUGAGGACUUCAAAUUCUAGCAACAUGGUGGUUCCUGAUGGGAUUGGUCUAAUUGACUAAUUAGUCGAUUAUUUGGUAAACAGAGUUAAUCGAUAUCUAUACUGACCAGAAACAGUCAGUGUCAUAGAUAGAACGAUAACUGUGUUGAUGAGAGGUAACCGAUACAUAGUAUGGUUGUGAGGUACCAACAUCUCAUUGAAUAAUCCUCUGUUUAAGUGUAAAUGUGUAUUGUACAUGUGUGUGGGUGUGGGGGUGGGGGACUUUGGACUGAAAAGGUGUCAGUUGAAGUAUUUGUUUGACUGUAGUAAAAUGGAAUGUUAAUAUAUCCCACUUUUUUUUACUACUUAUGAAA